CAGUCUUUGUCACGCUGCUCAAGCUGCACAAACCGCUAGACUGACAUCUGUUCAUUCACAGAAGGCCCUGAAACUGGAAACCUUUAAAAAACUGGAAUAUAUUGUAGGCUACAUGACUUGAGACACCAUGGGCUGUCUGGAGUCAAAACUAUGUGACGAUUUUACAGUGGAGAAUAAGCCAGACCCGCAGACUACUGUACAUACCACCGAUCAUCCGCACUAUGUCAGAGACCCCACCUCCACUGCACAAAAAUGUAUAGAUCCCUCCCUGUUGCCUGGUCAGAUGUUUCAGAAGAUGGAAGAGCAAAAUGGGAAAAUCGUGGUGGGUCUUUAUGCCUAUGCAGGAGCACACGCAGAUGACUUACAAUUCAAAAAAGGCGAAAAGUUGGUCGUCCUGGAAGAACAUGGAGAGUGGUGGAAGGCAAAAUCUUUGGAAACCAACAGAGAAGGAUUUAUUCCCUGUAACUACGUGGCACAAGCAGACACAAUGGAAACAGAAGAGUGGUUUUUCAGAAGCAUCACAAGAAAAGAUGCAGAGAGGCAGCUGCUGGCUCCAGCUAACAAACCUGGGGCCUUUCUCAUCAGGGAGAGUGAGACUUCAGAAGGUUACUCAUUGUCUAUACGGGACGCAGGCCCGAAAGGCUUGGAUAUUGUUAGGCAUUACAAAAUCAGGAAACUGGACAAUGGUGGUCUCUACAUCUCUCCAAAGAUUUCCUUCCCUGACAUUGGCAAAAUGAUAAAACACUAUCAACAGAAAGCUGAUGGACUAUGUCGUAAACUGGGCAAUCCAUGUGCUAAACCUAAAGCUCAGAAACCCUGGGAUAAGGAUGCAUGGGAAAUUCCUAAAGAUUCCAUUAAGAUGGUGAAGAAGCUCGGAGCUGGGCAGUUUGGAGAAGUUUGGAUGGCUUUCUACAAUAACACAACCAAAGUGGCAGUGAAGACGCUAAAGCCGGGUACGAUGACAGUACAAGCCUUUUUGGACGAGGCCAAUGUGAUGAAGACCCUCCAACACGAACGCCUGGUGCGACUCUACGCCGUGGUCACCAAAACACAGCCUAUUUAUAUCAUCACAGAGUUUAUGGCAAAUGGCAGCUUACUGGACUUUUUAAAAACGGAUAUGGGGUGCAAAAUACAGUUACCAAAGCUCAUAGAUUUCUCAGCACAGAUAGCGGAGGGCAUGGCUUACAUAGAAAAGAAGCAUUAUAUCCACAGAGACCUGAGAGCGGCGAACGUCCUGGUAUCAGAAAGUCUACUGUGUAAAAUAGCAGAUUUUGGAUUGGCACGGGUGAUAGAAGAUGACGAAUAUUCACCCAGAGACGGGGCUAAAUUCCCCAUAAAGUGGACAGCACCAGAGGCCAUUCACUACGGUUCAUUCACCAUUAAGUCCGACAUGUGGUCCUUUGGGGUCCUGCUCUAUGAGAUUAUCACUUAUGGAAAGAUGCCCUAUCCAGGAAUGACCAAAAUGGAGGUGAUGUCAAGUAUUCAAGCGUGGAUAUCGGAUGCCCCAGCCUGUAAACUGUCCUCUGAACUGUACAAUAUCAUGCUGUCUUGCUGGAAAAGACAAACCCAGGAUAGGCCCACUUUUGACUACUUACAGAGCAUCCUGGAUGACUUUUACACCGCCACAGAAGCACAGUACCAGGAGCAGUCCUAGUCAAAGACAAUUCAUUUUUCAUUUAAUUUUUUAUUGGAUUGUUAGUAUUUUUGUACAGAAUGUUUUAUAUUGUUGAAUAAUAUGUGUGCCUAUGUGUGUAGUUUGGUAAGAGAGUGUGUAA
This is a messenger RNA of Periophthalmus magnuspinnatus, 1775 nucleotides long. It is a transcript of the gene lyn, whose product is annotated as LYN proto-oncogene, Src family tyrosine kinase. Lineage: Eukaryota; Metazoa; Chordata; Actinopteri; Gobiiformes; Gobiidae. Gene Ontology annotation, cellular component: extrinsic component of cytoplasmic side of plasma membrane. The record is from RefSeq and is a predicted model, not a curated record. Gene Ontology annotation, molecular function: ATP binding; signaling receptor binding; non-membrane spanning protein tyrosine kinase activity. Gene Ontology annotation, biological process: cell surface receptor protein tyrosine kinase signaling pathway; innate immune response; protein phosphorylation.